Messenger RNA from Ipomoea nil (Japanese morning glory), 2112 nucleotides. RefSeq names its product receptor-like protein 12. Gene Ontology annotation, molecular function: protein binding. NCBI's taxonomy places the organism in Eukaryota, Viridiplantae, Streptophyta, Magnoliopsida, Solanales, Convolvulaceae. The coding region runs from base 1 to 2112 and encodes 703 amino acids. The transcript has a single exon. The record is from RefSeq and is a predicted model, not a curated record.
AUGGGUGGAAAUAGUCUCUUAGGUCCAAUACCUCAUACAAUUGGAAACCUCACAAGCUUAAAUUUUCUAGACCUUUCCGCCAAUAACCUUAUCGGAAUGCUUCCGCAUCAAAUAGGAAACUUGCAGAAUUUGGAUUAUCUAGGAUUGUCAAAUAACCGUCUCUAUGGUCCAAUACCUCAGACAGUUGGAAACCUCACAAACUUAAUUCAUUUAUACCUUUCUGCCAACAACCUUUCUGGAAUGCUUCCGCAUCAGAUAGGAAACUUGCAAAAUUUGACAACUCUAAGCUUGUCAAAAAACAAUCUUUGUGGCCCAAUACCUUUGACAAUUGAAAAUCUCACAAGUCUUAGUGUUCUAGAGCUUUUCACCAAUAACCUCACUGGAAAGCUUUCACCUAAUUUAGGAAACUUGGAGAAUUUGGAAACUCUAAGCUUGUCAGAAAAUAAUUUCUAUGGUCCAAUACCUCAGACAAUUGGGAACCUCACAUGGGUCCAAUAUCUAUGGCUUUCCACCAAUAAUCUCAUUGGAAUGAUUCCACCUCAAAUAGGGAACUUGCAGAAUUUGUUGGAUCUAUACUUGUCAAAUAAUAACUUUUAUGGUCCAAUACCCGACACAAUUGGAAACCUCACAUUCCUGACAACCCUAUUGCUUUCCACCAACAAUCUCACUGGAACACUUCCUACCCAGAUAGGAAAGAUGCAAAAUUUGAUUGAACUAGACUUGUCAGAAAAUAGUCUCUCUGGUUCAAUACCUCAGGCAAUUGGAAGCCUCAUAAACCUUGAAUAUCUAAUGAUUUCCACCAACAGACUCACUGGACCACUUCCAUCUAAGAGUGAAAAUCAAGCAUCCAUGCUUAUGUCUUCAACCAUUUGCAAUUUACGUAAUCUCCAAUUUUUGGUUUUGGCCAAUAAUUCAUUAACUGGGUUAAUUCCUCAAUGCCUGGUAAACAUCAAUGAAGAUCUCAUUGUGUUGGACUUGCAUCAGAAUCGAUUUCACGGAUCAAUUCCAACAAGUUUUAAGGCAAAUUCUUUGUUGCGACUUAAUUUGCGUGAUAACCAGUUAGAGGGAAUUGUGUCGCGAUCUUUAAUCAACUGUAAAGAGUUGGAAGUUCUUGACCUUGGAUACAACAACUUGAAUGGUACAUUUCCAAUGUGGUUAGGAGCUCUUCCAAAACUAAAGGUUCUUAGUUUGAGAUUUAAUCGGUUGAACGGUUCCAUAACAAGUCCAAGAAUUAAAGGAUAUUUGUUUCCUCAACUUCGUGUCUUUGACCUCUCUUACAAUGAAUUUUCAGGAGAUUUUCCCACAUGGUUUUUCAAGGAUUUUAAAGCCAUGACAAAUGUGGAUAACUAUAAAAAACCACAAGAAAUAGACAUAAACAUUAUUGGCCACGGAGAUGAUGAACGUAACUAUCAGGAUACUAUUGAUAUUGUAUAUUACUAUAGAGAUUCUAUGCUGGUAGAAAUGAAGGGGGAAGAGCGUGAGCUUUUGCAUAUAAUAUUUAUCAUGUAUAGUGCUAUUGAUCUCUCAAGUAACAAAUUUGAAGGGCAUAUUCCAGAUAGUAUCGGAGGUCUUCUUGCAUUACGUGAAUUAAAUUUAUCACAUAACAAGUUCACCGGACACAUUCCAACAUCUCUUGGAAAUUUAUCUAUGUUGGAAUCCUUAGACCUUUCUUCGAAUCAAAUUGGUGGAGUUAUCCCUAGGCAAUUGGCAGGUAUUACAACACUUGAAGUGUUAAACCUCUCACAUAAUAAGUUAAUGGGAUGCAUACCUCAAGGCCCACAAUUCAAUACAUUUGAACUGAAUUCAUUCCAAGGAAAUGAUGGAUUGAAAGGGAAACCUUUGUCACAAGGUUGUGGGAAUGGCAAGACACCGCCACUUCCAGCACCAAAGGAACUCUCCGAAGAAGACGAUUCAAGUUUUUUGAGCGGAUGCACCGUAAAAGUUGUGGCAAUUGGGUACAGUUGUGGUAUUCUUUUUGGAUUAUUCAUGGGAAGUCUCAUGCUCCUAACUGGAAAGCCAGAAUUCAUUGCAAGGUUUGUUGAAGAAGAAGCAUACAUACUAGCAAUGAAGAUCAAACGAAGAAGAUCAAAAACAAGAAGGAGAAGAAACUAG